AUGAGUUCUUAUUAUGUGGAUGGUCUUCUUAGCAAAUCUACUGCGGCCAGUUCCCUCUUCUCAAACGCAGCGCGAGCCUCUUGCGGUAUUGGACCCAAUGGAGACAGCCAGUGCUCAGCUCGGACUGCUGCGGCCAUCUCGUUCGCUCCGUCCUUCCCUGGAGUUUACGGCGGCGGCAGCGCGGCGUACCGGAGCCAUCCGGUCUGCACGCCGGGCUUCGGCCGGGGGCAAGACGCACUCACGCUGCAAUGCAGCCCGUUUGACCAGAGCCGCCUGUUCAGCGACAGCUGCUGUCACCCCGGGCCGGGACCCCUCACCUCGCCGCCGGACAAACCAUACCGGAUGUACCCCUGGAUGCAAGCCUCAGAUCCAAACAGGAGGAGAGGCAGGCAGACCUAUUCCCGGUACCAGACCCUGGAGCUGGAGAAGGAGUUCCACUUCAACCGGUACCUGACCCGCAGGCGGAGGAUCGAGAUCUCCCACGCGCUCUGCCUCUCGGAGAGACAGAUCAAGAUCUGGUUCCAGAACCGCAGGAUGAAGUGGAAGAAGGACCACAAAGACGAGCCGGUGUCCGACCCCACGGAGGACCGCCGGGAGGAUAUUCAGCCGGUAACCGGGGCCGGAGAGGAAGACCACCGGGGAUUCAACGUGGAGCUGGAAACGACUGCAAAGUAA
Molecule: messenger RNA, 675 nt
Organism: Salarias fasciatus (jewelled blenny)
Lineage: Eukaryota; Metazoa; Chordata; Actinopteri; Blenniiformes; Blenniidae
Product: homeobox protein Hox-A7-like
Exons: 2
Coding region: 1-675 (224 amino acids)
Biological process (GO): regulation of transcription by RNA polymerase II; anterior/posterior pattern specification
Cellular component (GO): nucleus
Molecular function (GO): DNA-binding transcription factor activity, RNA polymerase II-specific; RNA polymerase II cis-regulatory region sequence-specific DNA binding
Source: RefSeq, a predicted model, not a curated record